Messenger RNA from Zygotorulaspora mrakii, 918 nucleotides. RefSeq lists its product as uncharacterized. Gene Ontology annotation, molecular function: transmembrane transporter activity. Gene Ontology annotation, biological process: transmembrane transport. Bases 1 to 918 code for a protein of 305 amino acids. Lineage: Eukaryota; Fungi; Ascomycota; Saccharomycetes; Saccharomycetales; Saccharomycetaceae. The record is from RefSeq and is a predicted model, not a curated record. The transcript has a single exon.
AUGACACAAGAGAUCACCACCCCCAAGCAAGGAAUAAUAUCUGAUGAGAACUACUCUAGAAUUAUGGGGUUCGUUGCCGGUGUAUUCUCCGGUGUCAUGAAGAACACCGUUGGUCACCCGAUGGACAGUAUUAAAGUGAGAUUGCAGACCUCACAGGGAACAGGCAGGUUUACGGGGCCAUUGGACUGUGUCAAGAAAACGUUUCAGCAACAGGGAAUUCGUGGGUUCUAUUUAGGAUUUACACCUCCAUUGGUAGGCUGGGUUUUAAUGGAUUCUGUUUUAUUAGGAAGCUUACACAAUUAUAGAAUGCUAUUGCACAAAUAUGUGUAUCCUGAACACGAAAAAUUACCAUUACUUGGAUGUGUAGUCAGUGGUGUCAUGUCGGGUUGGACAGUUAGUUUUAUUGCUGCACCUGUUGAAUAUGCAAAGGCCAGAUUACAGGUCCAAUAUGAUCCCUCUACAACGAAAUAUAGUGGCCCGCUUGAUGUUAUCAAAAAGACAUGGAAACAAAAAGGUGUAAGAGGCCUAUAUAAAGGUCUGAUUAGUACACUGAUAUUCAGAUCGAACUUUGUCUUCUGGUGGGGAUCAUAUGAGUUGAUAACACAAUGGUUUAAAAAAAACACGAACAUGAGUGAUCCUGCAAUAAAUUUCUGGGCCGGUGGUUUAAGUGCCACUUUUGGAUUUUGGACGUUCGCGUAUGCGAGUGACGUCGUCAAACAAGUUGUGCUUUGCGAUGAUAAAUACGAUGGUAGCUUCAAAUCUUGGAAGUCCGCCGUUCGUGAUAUUUAUACAGGGCAUGGGAUCAGAGGGUUCUUCAAAGGUUUUACCCCCAGCUUUUGUAGAUCAUUCCCUGCAAAUGCUGCGGCACUAGCUGCGUUUGAAUUUGUGUUGAGAACAAGUGGUGCCAAGCCAUCUUGA